Messenger RNA from Candidula unifasciata, 1833 nucleotides. The record is from the annotation of a GenBank genome assembly. Lineage: Eukaryota; Metazoa; Mollusca; Gastropoda; Stylommatophora; Geomitridae.
AUGAUUGCAUGGAUGAACAAUUGGGGCCCAGUCUGUUAUGUUCUCACCGGCUUUUUCUUCCCUUGGCUAUUACAGGUGAAAGGGCUGAAAUGGGCCACACUGACCAGCAUGCUCUGUGUUGCUGUUGGAACUGCCUGCAGGGUCAUCACGUCAGAGCCAAAGAUGGCAACAAUACUGAUACAUGUGGGGCAGUUUAUGAAUGGGGUUGGUGGACCCAUCUCUACAGGGGCUAUUCCUGCAGUGUCCGCAGCAUGGUUUCAUCCUACAGAGAGAGUCACAGCGACAGCUUUAAGCAACAGCAUCAACUCAUUUGGCACUGCUGUUGCCUUUAUUUUAGGUCCGGCUCUUGUACCAGAAAUUCACCAGAACAAAACUACACCUCCACACAAAUAUUUAUUAUUUCAAAAUUUGUAUGUUGAAUCAAGUACCCAGGAGCUGGACAACACAACAAUUUCUACCAAGUUAAUGGAAAGAGAAAAAAUCAUGAUGUAUAUGUAUUAUGUCUGUGGCUGGUCAUGUUUUCUGUUUGUGGUGAUCCUGUGCUACUUUCCUUCGAAGCCACGACUACCUCCAAGUUUGUCAGCCACUGUAGAGCGCCAACAUUACUGGGCAGACAUCUGGUCAUUGAGAAAGAAAGGUCAUUUCAUCGUCAUCACCCAGAUGUUUGGUGUCUCUAGUGGAAUGUUUGGUGGUUGGAUCAGUGUACUCCACAUAAACCUCAGCACUGUCUCUGUUAGUGAGGAGACGGCUGGAUUGAUGGGAUUUUAUUCUACUCUGGCGGGAUGUGUCGGCUCCUUGCUUAUUGGGAGAUUUGCUGGCCCCUUUGUGCGUUCCAUCAAGGUGUUUAUACUCAUUACCUAUGCCUUGACCACAGCAGCUCUAACAGUGUUCACCCUGAUGCUGAUGAAGAUUAUCCCUCCCUCUACAGUUGGCUUGUACGUGACUGUAGUUGCAGCAAGUACGACACUCAACAUCGCUGUACCACUGUUCUUUGAGCUUGGCUGUGAACUUGCUUACCCCACCAGUGAAGGCUCUGCGAAUGGUGUCUUGACUCUGUUUAGUAAUUUCUGGGCUUUGAUUUUCCUAGUUGUGUUUUCCCUUCCUAAUAUUGAUACCAUGUGGCUGAACUGGGCUGUAGUCGGUGCCAUGGCCGUCUGCCUCCCUCUGCUUCUCAUUCUGAAAGGAAGAUUCAGCCGUCUGGAGGUGGAUGAGGGCAUGCAGUCAGAGAGAUACACAGAGAAUGUGAUUGUGGUGCCAGAUGCAAACACAGAGCAUGAUCCGUUACUUUCACAUGAGAAGAUUCCGUCUGAUAGUCCAGCCCAAUAUGGGAUUUAUAACUCUGCAAAUGGAGAUCAACCUCGGCAUGCCGAGCUGCAUGCCAACUCUUCAGAGAUAAAUGGGUUCACAAAUCCGAUACUUUCUGAUGACAUGAAUUUUCACUCUACUCAAGACUUUAAUCCACAAAGAUGUGAAAAUAACAGUCGUAGUAAUCUAGUCAUAAAUACAGAGAAUGGAAUUCAGAAUCCAAGUGGUGCCACCUCAGCUAGUCCUUCAUUAGAAAGUCAAAAUUUUACUAAUCCCCAAAAAUAUGGAAUUCAGAAUCCUAUACCUACUGAUAUUUCACAUGGUAAUCUAGACACAAAUACAGAGUAUGGAAAUCAGAAUCCAAUUGUCACUAACUCAGCUAGUCCUUCAAAUGAUAAUCAAGACAUUACUAAUCCACAAACAUAUGGAAUUCAGGAUCCUGUACUGCAGGAUGCAGCCACGCUGACAGACACUGAGGAGAAGCGACCAGAUGAGUAUCAGAUGGAGGAUUCUUUACUUGAAAUUUAA